Messenger RNA from Chaetura pelagica (chimney swift), 231 nucleotides. It is a transcript of the gene NDUFC2, whose product is annotated as NADH dehydrogenase (ubiquinone) 1, subcomplex unknown, 2, 14.5kDa. The coding region runs from base 1 to 231 and encodes 76 amino acids. Lineage: Eukaryota; Metazoa; Chordata; Aves; Apodiformes; Apodidae. The record is from RefSeq and is a predicted model, not a curated record. Gene Ontology annotation, cellular component: mitochondrial inner membrane. The transcript has 2 exons. Gene Ontology annotation, biological process: mitochondrial electron transport, NADH to ubiquinone.
AUGGGACAAGACAGGGGCAUUUCUCUCCCUGGUGCAGGUGUUCACCGCCAGGUCCUCUUCACUACUGUGGGCUGGUUUGUUGGCUAUUACCUCGUGAAACGUACAGAGUACAUCCAUGCCAAACUGGACAGGGAGUUGUUUGAGUAUGUCAGGCAUCAUCCAGAGGAUUUCAAAAAAGCAGAGAAGAGGAGGAUAGGGGAGCUUCUGGAGGAUUUCUACCCAGUUCGCUGA